Molecule: messenger RNA, 3412 nt
Organism: Pseudophryne corroboree (corroboree frog)
Lineage: Eukaryota; Metazoa; Chordata; Amphibia; Anura; Myobatrachidae
Gene: KCNIP4
Product: potassium voltage-gated channel interacting protein 4
Exons: 8
Coding region: 290-979 (229 amino acids)
Biological process (GO): regulation of potassium ion transmembrane transport
Cellular component (GO): voltage-gated potassium channel complex
Molecular function (GO): calcium ion binding; potassium channel regulator activity
Source: RefSeq, a predicted model, not a curated record
UGCAUGGCUGUCUCUCUGUGUAAGAGUGAUAACGAGCAAACGGGUAUCCUGACAGGCCCGAGUUUAUCCGUCUGCCACUUCUGGCCUCUGCGAGCAUAGACAGGAGGCACUGUAUUCACACACACACUCCCUCUCUCUCUCCCUCUCUCUCUCUCUCUCUUUUUCUCUCUCGCUGCCUUCAGCUGACUGGCAGUAGCCUUUCUUAAUAUAGUUCAAUGGCUUCAGAAAGAAAGCCUGUGAGGAGAGCUCUAUACUAGCUGCCCGUGGUCAGAUCAUGACCUAACUCACCAUGAACUUGGAAGGGCUUGAAAUGAUAGCCGUUCUUAUCGUCAUUGUACUCUUUGUGAAAUUAUUGGAACAGUUUGGGCUUAUUGAAGCAGGUAUAGAAGACAGUGUUGAAGAUGAAUUGGAAAUGGCCACAGUGCGGCAUCGCCCUGAGGCUCUCGAGCUGCUUGAAACACAAACGAAGUUCACAAAGAAGGAGCUACAGAUUCUCUAUAGAGGAUUCAAGAACGAAUGUCCCAGUGGGAUUGUUAAUGAAGACACCUUUAAAGACAUCUAUGCUCAGUUUUUCCCACAUGGAGAUGCUUCAACAUACGCACACUUUCUGUUUAAUGCUUUUGACACAGACCACAAUGGAUCUGUGAGUUUCGAGGACUUUGUAAUGGGUCUCUCCACACUUCUGCGAGGAACAAUACAAGAAAAACUGAACUGGGCUUUUAAUUUAUAUGAUAUAAAUAAAGAUGGAUAUAUAACUAAAGAGGAGAUGCUUGACAUCAUGAAGGCAAUUUAUGACAUGAUGGGGAAAUGUACGUACCCUGUUGUUAGGGAAGAUACACCGAAACAACACGUGGAAACAUUCUUCCAGAAAAUGGAUAUAAAUAAGGAUGGAGUGGUGACUAUAGAGGAAUUCAUAGAAAGCUGCCAAAAAGAUGAAAAUAUCAUGUGCUCUAUGCAGUUGUUUGAGAAUGUGAUUUAGCUCAUAUUCGCGAGCUACGAAGAACAGACGUUUUCUCUAUUUUGACGAUAAUUUGAAGCUGCAAUUUCCAUCAUACCAUGCAGACUGUUCAUCUUUAUACUAAGUCAUAUAUUAUGCAAAGUAGCUUUUUUAUGAUGCCUUCCAAAAAUCAGGUUUCACAACCGUGUUUCAAGUUAUUUUCAUGCUUAAUAUGUUUAAUGUUUGAGAGGUAUUGUUUCACAUUCCACUCUUCUUGGUCUGAAAAGCAGUUUACUAUUGUUAAUCAUUGUUCUGCUAAUUUAUUUAAUAUGAAUCGGUAAAUUACAUUUAUUUUGGUUAUGAAAAGAAAAUACAAGCUCUACCCAUAGCACUGAUUUUAUUCCUUCUACCUGUAAGAUGCUCCAACAAACUAGAACUGGGAGCUAUGAUGUUAGCUACUGUAUGCCUGGGCAACUGCAGACUGUGUUCUGCACCAGGGACAUUUAAAAAACAAAUUGGUGCAGCAGAAGAAAAAAGUGAUUUAGCCCGAAGAAACCAACCACAUGGUUAUUUAUUUUCAAAACUGUUCAAGAAAUAAGGCCCUUAAAAUCUUAUUGGUUGCUAAGGUAUUUUAUAGUAUGUAAUUUACUAAUUUAACUGAAAAGAAGUAAAUUUGUAUCUGAAUGAUGUCUAGUGGGAGAUAAAGACAGGCAGAAAAGGUCAAUGAAUAUCAAAGAGGUGAAGGCAAAAUAUAGUUGACUGACCAAGCUGUCUUAAAGUGCAUACAGACUGGCCCUCAUUCCGAGUUGAUCGCACGUAGCAACUUUUUGCUGCUCGUGCGAUCAACUAGACGCCGCCUAUGGGGGAGUGUAUUUUAGCAUAGCAGGGCUGCGAUCGCUUGUGCAGCCCUGCUAUGCUAUAAAAGAUUCAUGUAAAACAAGACCAGGGUCACACUUACUUACCCUGUGCGACGGAUCCAGCGCCGAAGGUCCCGGGAUUGAUGUCAGACAUCCGCCCUCCAAACGCUUGCGUUCGCCUUACCACGGCUGGAAAACGGUCAGUUGAUGCCCCGGAACGCCUCCCGCUUGUCAGUCUUCUUGCGAUCGCCACUGCGAUCACACGCGCAUGCGCAAUGCUUCCGCCGCACAUGCGCAGUUCCGACUCGUUCGCACCGCUGUGACAAACUGCAGCGUGCGAAUGGGUCGGAAUGACCCCCACUAUACGAUACACUCCAUGAGCGAUAUCGCAUACUGUUUCCCCUCCCUCGGACACAGUGCAUACACACUGUAUGAUAUCGCAAGUGAUCUCGUAUAGUGGCGUAAUGCCGUGGCUGGGCCGUGCAUACAGUUUUGGACGAUAAGUCCAAAUUGAGCUGCAAGCACAGCUGAUGGAGUGGGACGAUAACGAUGUGCGGGACCGCGCAUAGGGCAUUGUCCGUAGCAUACACACUGGGUGAUAUCACACACGAUAUCGCUCAGAAGGCUGAAAAUAAGCUAUAUCAUGUGUGAUAUCGCAUAGUGUGUACGGACCUUAAAAGUGUUAACAGGUCUGCAAGUGGCAUAAAGGAUUUCUCAUCUACUAUAUACUCCACCUAUUUAUUGUAUUCUAGUCUCCGCCAUUACUGUGUGUUUCUGUACCCAUAUUACUGCUUCCUAGUAUACAUCAGUGUCUACACCUGUGUUGGGGAACUAUUUUAUCUGCAGGACUGUUGGUCUAAAUACCAACACUGGUAUCCCAACAGGUUUUAAUCCCAAAAGGGGCUCAGCAGGAAUGGAACCCUAAUCCUCCUCUCCCGUACCCUAACCCUCCCGGCUCCGGCAUUCCGACAGGUGUCUGGAUUCCAGCACUGGCAUCCUGACCAACGGGAACAUGAACGCCUGCAUCCCGUAUCUAUCAAUCUGAAUGUAGCAGAGACCAGAUACCAGGUGGCCAGAAUGAUUGUAUAUAGUAAAUAUGGAGCAUGUACUACUGAUGCACAGACCACACGUUACUGAAGGGAUGGACUCCUCGUCACAUUACUUACAAUGAUUACUAGUAAGAGACUCUGAAGGAGAAUCUAACGAGGUACAUUAAAUUAUUCAUGUAGGGGCCAGUUUAUCGGCUACAUAUUAGUUCUCAUACACUAUUACUGCAGUCUUGGUGCUGGGCCUCUUUUUUACAAAUUUGCACCAGGAGAUUGUGCUGUGUGCGACUAAUGUCUGAAUCUGUAUAUGAAGCCACUACGAUGCAGCAGCCUUGGCUUUUUUUUUCCAUGGCAAGCUCCGUAGUGAUCUGUACACAGUCGCACACAAAUAUACAAAUAUCACAUAUCAAAUUAAUUGGCACAGUUUUUGGUUGUGUCCUAGUUGCAUCGUAUUCUGACUAAGACACAUUUUCAAGCUAAAAAUAUGCCUGCCACCAGCAGAGCCGCACAGGGCCUGGCAGUUCACUUGCGCUGUAUUAUCGGGAGUUUUUUUGGGGAAGAGGCAAAAAGAA